AUGGCGACUCACGAUUUGAAGCGCAAGUCGCCAUCACACAGCCCCGUGUCCCGUCCACGGGCAACACUCGACCUGUCGGCGCCUGAGCCCGAAGACGACGGCUUCGAAAAGGUCAAGAAGCGCAAGCAGCGCAAAGUGGACAAGCAUCGUCCUCAGUUCCAGUAUGACACGAGCUACUUUCGCACAGGCAAGAAGAUUGGCAUCGCGCACAUUCGUGACCUGUCCCUCUUCGUGGCCGCCGAUGCUCAGAAGCCGUCAUGGAUUGUUGUCGACAACCCGUCCUAUGUGACCCACACAGUUGUUGUCUUUGUUCCCGGUCUUCUUCCCGAACAUCUUGGUCUUGCCAAGCUUCCUCCUGCCGCCUGCCUUCCCUUUACCACCAAGCCAUCCCCUUUGGCAGCUACAGAGGACCUUCCUGAAGCUCGUGUGCCGACAAUCCCAAAGCUCUUCUCUUAUGGGUGCCCCACUCGUGCCCCCGGAGACCAGAGGAAGCUUCAUUCCGUCAUGGCCACGCUUCUCCACAGCCCGCUGCCCGAGCACCUCAAGAAGAAGCGUGAUGCCGAAACCAAGCGCCUCACUGCCUUGUCAAAGCACGAGCUGGCCAGCCCUCUCCUCUACGUCUGCACAGCAAACCAGAUGACCAACAACGGAUACAAGCUUCCGAGCUAUGUCGAGGCCAGUGACGAGGUGUUCAUCCCCGGCGACAUCCCUGCCGAGCUGGAGGAGCUCCUCAAGAAGUCUCGCCGCCAUGACACCACAGCGGGGCCACAUGAGAUUGCCACUGCUGCUGUGACACUUCAGCCCGUUGGCCCACGCCCUGUGGUCGUCGAUGAGCAGGGGCGUAGGACGAGAGGAAACGUGAGAGGCGAGGAGGGUUGGGUUGAGACGCCCCAGGCCAAGGGUCCACCGGCCAACGGUGUCUACCCCGUGCUUGCGAUUGACUGUGAGAUGGAGCUGGCUCGCGUGUCGAUUGUGGAACUUGAGAGUGGCAAGAGCGUCUUUGAGGAGUUGGUUACGCCCCCCAAGCCUGUUGUCGACUACCUGACUGAGUUCUCUGGUAUGACCGCCGAGCGCAUGUCCAAGGCCAAGCACACCCUGAAGUCGAUCCAGACGGCUCUCGUCACCGGCCCGAACCCCAUCAUUACCCCUCACACCAUUCUUCUUGGCCACUCGUUGGAUUGCGACCUUGCUGCUCUCAAGAUCCGUCAUCCUCUCGUCAUUGACACGACCGUCAUUUACCGCCAUGCCCGUGGACCUCCAUACAAGCCUGGUCUCAAGUUCUUGACACAAAAGUGGCUGGGACGGGCUAUCCAGGGCAGCGCAGGAGGACACGACUCGGAGGAGGACGCCCGUGCUUGUGUGGACUUGCUUAAGAUGAAGCUUCUUAACGGUCCCGAGUUUGGUGACCCCAGCGUCGAGAGCGAGUCCAUCUUCGAGCGUCUCUCGCGCUUCCGUCCCAAUGCCAAGGCCAAGGGCAAGACGACCCUUGUGGCCGACCACGGUAACCCCGCGAGCUGGUACGGCGCCAAGGCCACGACUCCCGUCUCUUGUCAGACCGACGAUGACGUCGUUGACGCCGUUUGUGAGGGCGUCGCCAGUCACGAUUAUGUGUUUGCGCGCCUGACUGAGCUGUCAAUUGUGCAGCAAUGGAACUCUCUUCCCAGUGGCGAAACUGACAUGACGGACAUGUCCGACUCGCCCGAGGUCUCCGCAGCAUUGGAGCGCUUCGACGCUCGCCUCACCAAGCUCCACGCCUCUCUGCCCAGUGGCACAGCCCUUAUCCUCCUCACGGGGCACUCGGACCCGCGUCCCAUGCUGCACCUCACCGCUCGCCGCAACAGGUUCGACAGUGCCGUCCGUGUCGCCGGAAACGCCGACAACAUUGGCCCCGAGGACGGCUGGACGACCGAGGACGACCGUGCUCUUGAGAGUGCGGUCGCAGACACGCGAGAGGGCAUGACCUUCUUCUGCUGCACGUAA
Molecule: messenger RNA, 1980 nt
Organism: Apiotrichum porosum
Lineage: Eukaryota; Fungi; Basidiomycota; Tremellomycetes; Trichosporonales; Trichosporonaceae
Exons: 6
Coding region: 1-1980 (659 amino acids)
Cellular component (GO): nucleus
Molecular function (GO): nucleic acid binding; exonuclease activity
Source: RefSeq, a predicted model, not a curated record